Peronospora belbahrii is the source of this 741-nucleotide messenger RNA. NCBI's taxonomy places the organism in Eukaryota, Oomycota, Peronosporomycetes, Peronosporales, Peronosporaceae. The record is from the annotation of a GenBank genome assembly.
AUGAUGUUGGAACACCAAGCACCACGAAGUUUUAAAGCAAUUAAGGAGAGUCUCCUUCAGGCACCAAUUUUGGCUCUACCUGAUCCUGAUCGCCCAUUUAGCGUCGUAUGUGAUUCUUCGGACUUUGCCAUUGGCAGUGCAGUUUUGAAAGCUGACUCUGAGGGUCGAGAACGCGUCAUUGCGUUUGAGUCUCGCCAGCUGAAAGCUGCAGAGAAGAACAAUCCAGUUCAUGACAAGGAGCUACUUGCGAUGAAGUAUGCCCUUGUUAAGUUCAGGGUACACCUGUUGGGCUCAAAGCCGUUUGUGAUCUAUACCGAUCAUGCGUCACUACGCACAGCGACACAGUCGUCUCAUCUCUCGCAGAGAAUGGUUCGUUGGCUCUUCUUUUUCGCGGAGUCUAAAUUCGAGGUGAAGUAUAAGCCGGGGAAACAGAAUGUUUUGGCUGACGCGUUAUCGCGUAGACCUGACUAUGAGCUUGCUCAACUCACUGUUGUGAGUUCGUCAGUAACGGAUUGUAUCCGUGUGGCGUAUGCACGGGAUGAGGCAUGUGUUGCCAUUCUGCAGGCGCUGGGUAGCGCAGAGUUUGAAAACUUUAAGGUGAAGUUGUCACCACGUAAUCGUGCGAGAUUACAUCGUUAUGCACUGACUGAUGGUCUGUUGUACUAUAGUUUAGGGUCGGAUGACCAGCCUCGGGUUGUGGUGCCUCAUGAUGAGGACCUCAAGUAUCAGAUACCUUUAUGA